Molecule: messenger RNA, 2237 nt
Organism: Plutella xylostella (diamondback moth)
Lineage: Eukaryota; Metazoa; Arthropoda; Insecta; Lepidoptera; Plutellidae
Product: apoptosis-inducing factor 1, mitochondrial
Biological process (GO): apoptotic process; mitochondrial respiratory chain complex assembly
Cellular component (GO): mitochondrion; cytoplasm
Molecular function (GO): protein dimerization activity; NAD(P)H oxidase H2O2-forming activity; FAD binding
Source: RefSeq, a predicted model, not a curated record
ACCCGUGUGACCUGUCAAACUGACAGAUAAUCUGUCAUCAUAUAACCUCAAAUUUUAGGAAAUUUUGCCUAAAAUCGAUAAAAUAAUGAAUUGAGAUGCUAUAUAUUCGUAACAGAAAUACAUUUAGGGUUUGCAUUUAGCCUGUUAAUUUGUUAAGUGUGUGCAAGAUGUUGAGGGCGGUGUCAAGAUGUUACCUAGAAGGGCCGGGCUUGGACCUGUUAGUUUUCCGCAGGGACGCCCUCAAGGGAUUCCGCUCUGGUUUACAUUCCACAGCAGUUCAUGCCAAGCAAUCUCGGAAACCUAAGGCCAAGAAAUACAGAACGACAGUACUAGUAUCAGAGCCUAGCGGAGGCGGAGGGUCGUGCCCCGCGCCCCCCGCGCCCGCGCCGCCCCCGCCGCGCCGCGGCCGCGCCAUCGCUGCUGCUGUUGCAGUCGGCACCUCAUUGGCUGGGAUAUACUUUUUCAAAAAACUCAGUGAAGAGAAAGAUGACAAGAAACACAAAGUAAAAGACUCGCCAAGUGCACCCGCCCUGCCGCCGCCCUACCCCGCCCUGGCAUCAGACUUCCCCGCCCACGUGCAGUACCUGGUGGUGGGCGGCGGCACCGCGGCCUUCGCGGCGCUGCGGGCCAUACGCUCGCACCGGCCUAAUGCACAGGUGCUGCUGGUAUCAGAAGAGCGUGCACUCCCGUACAUGCGGCCGCCGCUGAGCAAGGAGCUGUGGCAGGAGGAGGACCUGAGUGAAGCAGCGAAGCACCCAGACAAACUGAGCUUCAAGCAGUGGAACGGACGGCGGAGGAGCAUAACAUACGAGCCGGAAGCGUUCUACACUCCCGUCGAGAAGCUCGCCGCGACCGCCCCUAGCUCACCAGGCUCUAGCUCGCCUGGCUCUAGCUCACCCGGCUCUACCCCGGGCUCUACAGACACCGAGGCGCGCGGCGGCGUGGGCGUGGCGCGCGGCUGGAGCGUCAAGAAACUGGACGUGGCGGCUCAUCAGGCGGUGUUGGCGGCGGGCGCGCAGGGACGCACGAUUAGUUAUGACAAGUGUCUUAUUGCUACUGGAGUGGUCCCACGCCGCAUACCCGCCCUCACCCCAGCCGCCGCGGCCGGUCUGUCCCAGCCCGUGCGCACCGUGGCCGACGUGGCCCGCGGCGCCCGCGCGCUGGCCCGCCCCGGCGUGGCCCGCGUUGCCGUCGUGGGAGGGGGGCUGCUGGGGACCGAGCUGACCGCUGCGCUGUGUCAGAGAUUGUCAGGCACCAACACCCAGGUGGUGCAGAUAUUCCGCGAGGGCGCGGCGCUGAGCCGCGUGCUGCCCGCGCACCUCGCUGAUGACGUCACCCGCCGGCUGCGCGGGAAUCACGCUAAUGUGCUGGCUGACACUGAAGUAUUGAGCUCUGCCGUGGUGGACGGCCGGGUGAGGCUGCAUUUAUCUACUGGGGAAUCACUGGAUGUCGACUAUGUGUUCGAGUGCGCGGGCUCGACGCCCGACACGCGCGUGGCGGCGGCGUCGCGCCUCGAGCUCGACCCGGCGCUGGGCGGCGUGCUGGUCAACGCGGAGCUCAGCGCCAGGACUGAUGUGUAUGCCGCUGGGGACGUGGCUUGUUUCUAUGAUGAGAUGCUGGGUCGUCGUCGCGUGGAGCACCACGACCACGCAGUAGUCUCGGGUCGUCUCGCCGGCGAGAACAUGGCGGCGGCCGGGCCCGCCAAGCACUACACCCACCAGAGCAUGUUUUGGAGCGACCUGGGGCCCGAGUUGGGGUAUGAGGCUAUAGGCAUCAUCGAUUCGAGUCUGCAGACAGUGAGCGUGUUCGCCGAAGACGCCAUCACAACAGUGGCCGAAAACACUGCCGAAACCGCAGUGGCCGUAAACACAGCCGAAACUGCAGUGGCCGAAACAAAGACCGCAGUGGCCGAAAAGCCGAAGACGGAAGAGAAGAAGUACAAUAGAGGAGUCGUGUUCUAUCUGAGAGAUAACCGGAUCGUCGGGGUGUUGCUGUACAAUUUGUUCAACAGGCUGCAUGUGGCCAGACAGGUAUUGUCAGUGGGCGAGUUCGAUGACCUCCUGGAGGUGGGCAAGCUGUUCAUGUUGAAGGUAGAAGAACCAGAAGAAGAAUCCUAACAUGUCCGGAGGAUAGACAGUUAUUGUUGUGACAGUCGAUAGAUAGGCCGAGUGUUGCCACCGAAGAUAAAUAAGUUAUUAAUGUAAAUAAGUUACAAAUAAACGCACAUAAUGUAUUAA